CCUGAUCUCACACUGACAAACUCAAACCUCUGGACACAAAGAAACUGCCACACACAGCAGGUGUGCAGCUCCACAUGACACACAGUAGUCUGGAGUAAGGAACAGAGUCUCGGACAGAAGAAUCUAUUACAGGACAAUGAACACACAAAAACAAUGAUCAACUGAAGACUGAAAAAAGAGAUGAAGGAGAAAACACAACAUCAUCAUGUCCGGGAGAGAAAGCAGAGGUUCAGCUGAGAGUGAAGAUGAACUGAGGAUUGUUCUUCUGGGGAAAACUGGAGUUGGUAAAAGUUCAACAGGAAACACAAUCUUAGGAAGAGAUGCAUUUAAAGCAGGCGCAUCUACAGAAUCUGUUACUGAAAAGAGUCAGAGAGAAACAUCUGAAAUCAAUGGCAGACGCAUCACUGUGAUCGACACUCCAGGACUGUUUGAUACUGAACUCAGUAAUGAGGAGAUACAGAGAGAAAUCAGACACUGCAUCUCCAUGAUUCUGCCUGGACCACAUGUGUUCAUCAUCGUGCUCAGUAUAGGACAGAGAUUCACUGAAGAGAGUGAAACAUCAGUGAAGAUCAUCCAAAAAAUGUUUGGUCAAAAUUCUUUAAUGUUUAUUAUAGUGCUUUUUACCAGAGGAGAUAAUCUGAAGAAUAAAACCCUUGAUCAGUGUUUGGGUAAACCUGGAUCUGUGGUCAGAAAACUGCUUGAAACUUGUGGAAACAGAUUCCAUGUGUUCAACAAUAAUCAGCCUGAAGACCGAACACAAGUGUCUGAACUACUGGAGAAGAUAGACAACAUGGUGAAGGCAAACGGAGGAAGCUUCUACUCAUGUAAGAUGUUCAGAGAGAUGGAGAGAGAAAAACAACAACAGCAGAUGAAGAUCCUGAUGGACAGAGUCAGAGAAAUAGAAGGAGAGAUAAAGAAACUAGAAGAAGAAAAAGACAGAAUGAAGAUGAUGAUGGAGGAGGAAAAACAACAGAAUCAGGAGGAAGAAUCAAAGAGAAGAGAAGAAGAACUAAAAAGACUAGAAAAACAAAAGCAGAUUUUAGAUGAACAGAUUCAGAAAUUAAAGAGUAAAAUGGAGAGAAUAAUCAUAGAGAGAGAGAAAAAAGAAAAAGAGAUGCAAAAACAACUAGAUUACUUUAAAAAGGGCCUGAGUGAAGAAAGAAAAAAUAGAGAAGAUCAACAAAAAACUUUUGAAGAGAAACUGAAACUCCUCGAAGAACAGCAUGAAGAUGAACUGAAGAGAAGUAUGGAGUGGAGAGAGGAAUAUGACAAAGAGAAAGAGAAGAUGAUGAGGAAAAUUCAGUCUGAAACUGAUGAUUCACUACAGGUUGCAGCCUACAGGAAACUGGAGACCGUAUACACCGAGUGGUCCUGGAGUCUCCACAAUGCCAUGAUGGAAAUUGAGAACAAACUACACAACCAAAUAGAAAAUGAAGCAAUUCAUGAGGUUGAGAAGGCUGAUCUUCACAGAGAACUGAAGACGACCAGUGAAGAAGUGGAAAAAUCCAUGUCAGAGUUCUUUGAGAAAGACACAGAUAAAUAUUUACUGAUUCAGUGGAAAACAUCAUUUGAAACCAAAAUCGAGGAGCUUCAGAAGAUCAUUGUAAGAGAGACAAAGAGGAAAUUAAGUGCAAUUCUUCAGCAGCGAGACCAAAAGAAAAUUAUUGAUUCUAGAAGGACACAACAUGAAAACACUCUUUAUGAAAAGUGCAAAGAACUGGCCUCCAAACUCAAAGAAAACUAUGAAAAAACAUUGAAGGAAAAGUUUGAUUUGUUUUGGGAGGAAAAUAUAAAGGAGAUCAUCACAGACACUCCUUUAAUUAAAGACAUCGACAUAAUGAAAGAUGUGAGAGAGAUCUGUAAAAAUGUUAAUUUAAGUAUUUCUGUAGAUGACUGCAGGGAGAACAGGGAUAUAUUUACAGUGAAGAGUUAUUCAGAUUAUGUAUUGUCAAAUAAAUCAAGUGGAUUUACAGGAGGUUUACUAAAAGCUUUCAUGUCUGCUAUUGCGAUGUUUCAUUGUUACAUCCAGUCUAAAGAUGACAAAAUCCAGAUCAGAUCAUUAGUCUCAGAUGUUGCUCAUCAGACAGACAGAAUGAUUCAGUCAUUUAACAUUGCAAAGUUGGGCUACAACAUCAGCCUCAUUCAACAACUCAUAUAUUACAUCAGGGCUAUGCUUAAAGAAUACCAGGAAGGAGCAGUGAAAUAUGUGUUCAAGGAUAAGUUCUUCAUUGAUUUGGUUUAUUCAAUCUGUAAAAGAGCAAACAAGACGAUCACUGACCAACACAGUCUGUUUAGAGAAGACAAUGAUCCAGAAAUAUACCUAAAGAAGAAGAGAGAGGAAUACCAUAUUAUUUUCCAGAAAUGCUGCGAUGAAGCAAAACCAGCUGCCAUUUUUGCUGAGAUCAUCUGUCAGAAACUGAAGGAGCCCAUUGAGCAGAGCAUCUACAAGAAAACUGCCAGAGAUUUAGCAGAUGAACUGAGAUCAAACUGUGAAUCACUGAAUGGAAACAGAUCAAAUCUGGAGAAACACAUCCUGAAGACACUGGCAGAAGAGGAGGACUUUGACAAAUACAUGAACUACAUUGAACAUCCCAGAAAUCACUACAAGAGUUUCAUCAGAGAUGAAGUCAGUCGCUACAUCAGAGAUAAGUUCAGCAUCAGUGUUUUACCCAAGAUGGAGGAGAACAUUAAACUCCUGCAGCAGAAGAUCAUGAACGCAGCACAUCAAUCUACUGAACAUGUUCAACUCAACAGUGGAGAUGUUGGUUUGUGGUUGAAGAGUUUCACACAGCAGCUCUCAGAUCAGCUGAUCUUCUCUGAAAAAGACCUCAGUGGAGUCAAACAUGAUGAUGUUGAUGAUUUCAGACUCCUAGAAGAUGUGAUCAGACAAGAGCUUACAGCUGUAAUGUCAGACAUCAGCAGCAGAUUCAACACAGACACAUUUCCAGUAAAGCUGGACUAUAAGUUCAGGCCAGAAGAGCUUCUGAUUGAUCACUUCUGUCAGUGCUGUUGGGUUCAGUGUCCAUUCUGUGGAGCCACUUGCACAAACUCCACAGAGGACCAUCAUGAAGAUCACAGUGCUCUUUUCCACAGAGUGAGAGGGAUUGUUGGUCAACUUUACUCUCACACACAGAAUCUCUGUGCUGAUAUUUGUACAAAUGUAGUGGCAAGUGAUCACACUUUUUCUGCACCAAAUGGAAAUGGAAGAGCUGGAAGAGUUUAUGCAGACUGGAGCAUCACUCCUGAUCUCUCUGAACUGCCCUACUGGAAGUGGUUUGUGUACAGAUUCAAGAAAGAUCUGGAAAAAUACUACAGUAAAACAUUUGAGGAAAGCGGUGCGAUUCAAGUUAAAUGUAGAAUAUACCCAAAACACCAUGCUAUUACUAGUUUAGAUCAAUACAUGUAAUGAAGCAGAGAAGCACACACACACACAGCAUUUUAUUCGAAGAUAACUUGUGUUUUUGGGUUUUCAGCAAGAGAAGAUAGAAGAUCUCUGUGGUUCUGUCUUCUUGUGUAAACAACAAAUUAUUAUAGCAAGAAUAAAGCACAACUGUCCACAAUUCCUAACUGCAGUCUAACCCCUGAAAUAUUUAUUUAGGUAUAAACAUCUCAGGAGGUUCAGAUUCACUCCAGACAGAGUCAAACUAAUGAACUGAUUCAACUCACCUGCUUCAAACCAUUUAUUCUCUAUUUAAAGAACAAAGUAAAACUUGUUCAUAAAACAGAUUUUGUUGGAAAUUAAUGAAAGGUAUUUGAAUAAAACAGACUUUGUAAACAUGUGUUCUGCGCCACAUCUGGAUAUGAAUGUGAUUAUCUUUGAGCUUCAUUAAAACACAUGAACACUUGCAGUAACUCUCACCUGAACAAACUGUCAUAAAUUCAUUCACACAUUAAAAUCAGUCAACA
Messenger RNA from Danio rerio (zebrafish), 3906 nucleotides. Lineage: Eukaryota; Metazoa; Chordata; Actinopteri; Cypriniformes; Danionidae. The record is from RefSeq and is a predicted model, not a curated record.